CAGGCCGGCGACAGCCCGGGUCCGAGGCAGAGUUUGUCCCGCUGCAGCCUUGAGCUCUGGCGGCAGAUCCGGGAGAGGGGGCCCCUGUGAAGCAGGACGUGAGGCUCACCCAGGGGCCAGGGUGAUGAUAUGAAUCCAGACCGAGCCCCGGGCCCCGGUGUGAGGACAGUGCGGGUGCAGGGAGAGAGCAGCGCGGUGCAUACCUUGGGGCUCGUAUCCUGAGUGCUGGGAUCCCCCAGGCCGCUCCCUGGCCCCCCAGGCCCCCCGGCCGGCGCCCAGCCACCCUGCGCAGGGUCAGCUGUUUCUCAGGCUGCAGACCACAGGGGCCUGGCUGGUGGCUGCGGUGCCCGUGCCCUGUUCUGCACCUGGCCUCUUCGAUGUCACCAGCUCUGAGCGCCCUCCUUCUCCUGGGCCUGGGCCUGCGGCUGGCUGGAGCCCUCAACCCCAAUGACCCCAACACCUGCAGCUUCUGGGAAAGCUUCACCACCACCACCAAGGAGUCCCACUCCCGCCCCUUCAGCCUGCUCCCUUCGGAGCCCUGUGACCGGCCCUGGGAGAGCCCCCGCACCUGCCCCCGGCCCACGGUUGUCUACAGGACCGUGUACCGCCAAGUGGUGAGGACAGACCACCGGAAGCGUCUGCAGUGCUGCCGGGGCUUCUAUGAGAGCAGUGGCAUUUGUGUCCCGCUCUGUGACCAGGAGUGCGUCCAUGGCCGCUGUGUGGCACCCAACCAGUGCCAGUGCGUGCAGGACUGGAGGGGUGACGACUGCUCCAGUGGGUGCGCCCCAGGAGUGUGGGGGCCGCAGUGCGACAAGCCCUGUCCCUGCGGCAACAGCAGCUCCUGUGACCCCAAGAGCGGAGCCUGCUCCUGUCCCUCCGGCCUGCAGCCCCCUCACUGCCUCGAGCCCUGCCCCUCUGGCCAGUACGGUCCCGCCUGCCAGUUCCGCUGCCAGUGCCACGGGGCACCCUGUGACCCCCGGACUGGAGCCUGCUUCUGCCCCCCAGAGAGAACUGGGCCCAGCUGUGAGGUGUCCUGUGACCUGGGCACUGCCGGCUUCUUCUGCCCCAGCACCGAUCCUUGCCACAACGGGGGCGUCUUCCAGGCCUCCCAGGGCUCCUGCAGCUGCCCACCGGGCUGGACGGGCACCAUCUGCUCCCUGCCUUGCCUGGAGGGCUUCCACGGACCCAACUGCUCCCAAGAGUGUCGCUGUCACAAUGGUGGCCUGUGCGACCGCUUCACUGGGCAGUGUCGCUGCGCUCCGGGCUACACUGGGGAUCGGUGCCGUGAGGAGUGCCCCGUGGGCAGCUUCGGGCAGGACUGCGCGGAGACGUGCGACUGCGCGCCCGGCGCCCGCUGCUUCCCGGCCAACGGCGCGUGUCUGUGCGAGCACGGCUUCACCGGGGACCGCUGCACCGAGCGCCUGUGCCCCGACGGCCGCUAUGGCCUCAGCUGCCAGGAGCCCUGCGCCUGCGACCCGGAGCACAGCCUCAGCUGCCACCCGAUGAGCGGGGAGUGCGCGUGCCUGCCGGGCUGGGCCGGCUUGCACUGCAACGAGAGCUGCCCGCAGGACACGCACGGGCCCGGCUGCCAGGAGCACUGCCUCUGCCUGCACGGCGGCGUGUGCCUGCCCGACAGCGGCCGGUGCCGCUGUGCGCCCGGCUACACGGGCCCGCACUGCGCCAGCCUCUGCCCCCCUGACACUUACGGAGUCAACUGCUCCGCCCGCUGCUCCUGCCACAACGCCCUGACCUGCUCGCCUAUCGACGGCGCCUGCGUCUGCAAGGAGGGUUGGCAGCCUGGUAACUGCUCUGUGCCCUGCUCGCCUGGAACCUGGGGCUUCGGCUGCAACGCCAGCUGCCAGUGUGCCCAUGCAGCAGCCUGCAGCCCCCAGACCGGGGCCUGUACCUGCACCCCUGGGUGGCAGGGGGCCCACUGCCAACUCCCGUGCCCGAAAGGACAGUUUGGUGAAGGCUGUGCCAGUCGCUGUAACUGUGACCACGCUGACGGCUGUGACCCUGUUCACGGACGCUGCCAGUGCCAGGCUGGCUGGACGGGCCCCCGCUGCCACUUGCCGUGCCCUGAGGGCUUCUGGGGGGCGAACUGCAGUAACACCUGCUCCUGCAAGAAUGGGGGCACCUGCAUCGCUGAAAAUGGCAACUGCGUGUGCGCACCUGGGUUCCGGGGCCCCUCCUGCCAGCGAUCCUGCCAGCCUGGCCGCUAUGGCAAACGCUGUGUGCCCUGCAAGUGUGCUAACCACUCCUCCUGCCAUCCCUCGAACGGGACCUGCUACUGUCUGGCCGGCUGGACAGGCCCUGAUUGCUCCCAGUCGUGCCCUCUAGGGCACUGGGGACUCAACUGUGCCCAGCCCUGCCAGUGCCGCCACGGGGGGACCUGCCACCCCCAGGAUGGGAGCUGUCUCUGCCCCCCAGGCUGGACUGGACACCUCUGCGUGGAAGGCUGCUCUCUGGGGAUGUUCGGGGCCAACUGCUCCCAAGCAUGCCAGUGUGGUCCUGGAGAGAGGUGCCACCCGGAGACGGGAGCUUGUGUGUGUCCCCCAGGGCACAGUGGCGCCCCCUGCAGGAUUGGAAGCCAGGAGCCCUUCACCAUGAUGCCCACCUCUCCAGUGGCCUACAACUCGCUGGGGGCCGUGAUCGGCAUCGCAGUGCUGGGGUCCCUGGUGGUUGCUCUGCUCGCGCUGUUCCUUGGCUAUCGCCACUGGCAGAAAGGCAAGGAGCACCAGCACCUGGCGGUGGCCUACAGCAGCGGGCGGCUGGAUGGCUCUGAGUACGUCAUGCCAGAUGUCCCUCCGAGCUACAGCCACUACUACUCCAACCCCAGCUACCACACGCUGUCACAGUGCUCCCCGAAGCCCCCGCCCCCUAACAAGGUUCCAGGCAGUCAGCUCUUUGCCAGCCUCCAGGUCCCUGAGCGGCCGGGGGGAGCGCACGGGCAGGGUGACCACAGCACCCUUCCUGCUGACUGGAAGCGACGCUGGGAGCCUCUGGACAGGGGUGGCCGCCUGAGCUACAGCCCCAGCUACCGGAGCAGCGACCGCCCAGGCCCGUUCUCCAGUAAAGGGCCAAUCUCCGAAGAGGGGCUGGGGGCCAGCAUCGCUUCCCUGAGCAGCGAAAACCCCUAUGCUACCAUCCGGGACCUGCCUGGCCUCCUGGGGGGCCUGCGGGAGAGCAGCUAUGUGGAGAUGAAAGGCCCCCCCUCAGGGUCUCCCCCCAGGCAGCCCCCUCCGCUCCGGGACAGCCAGAGGUGGCGACAGCCCCAGUCGCAGAGAGACAGUGGCACCUAUGAGCAGCCCAGCCCUCUGACCUAUGGUGAUGGAGACUCUGUGGCCUCCCAGCCCCCACCGCCUCCGGGCCUGCCCCCCGGCCACUACGACUCCCCGAAGAACAGCCACAUCCCCGGACACUAUGACUUGCCUCCAGUACGGCACCCCCCGUCACCCCCAGCUCGGCGCCAGGACCGCUGAGGGCUCGGGUGGCGUGCAGGAGCCAGCGUCCUUCGCUGCCCAGGGCUGGGGGCAGAGCCUGCUGUAGCCUGCCAGCCGCGGGGACAGGACCGGCGGGCCGUGAACGCGAACAGGAACACGACUAACAGAGGAAGUGAAUGUCGGGGAGACCGGGUCUGGCUCCCAGGGUCCAUCAUGGGAGACGCUGGUCAUCGGGCGGCCUGCCUUCCCUUUUGUACAUUUUCCAACCUGCUGCUCCCCCAAGGCCCCAGGGCCUUUGUACAUAAACUGGUGGGUUGAAAGUUGUUAGAAAACUCUGAUGUCAGAUUAAUGUCAAAAAUGUA
Suricata suricatta (meerkat) is the source of this 3805-nucleotide messenger RNA. RefSeq names its product platelet endothelial aggregation receptor 1 (gene PEAR1). The record is from RefSeq and is a predicted model, not a curated record. Lineage: Eukaryota; Metazoa; Chordata; Mammalia; Carnivora; Herpestidae. Gene Ontology annotation, molecular function: protein binding. Gene Ontology annotation, cellular component: membrane. The transcript has 25 exons. The coding region runs from base 378 to 3482 and encodes 1034 amino acids.